This is a messenger RNA of Exophiala viscosa, 583 nucleotides long. Its product is annotated as fungal-specific transcription factor domain-containing protein. Lineage: Eukaryota; Fungi; Ascomycota; Eurotiomycetes; Chaetothyriales; Herpotrichiellaceae. Gene Ontology annotation, molecular function: zinc ion binding; DNA binding. The record is from RefSeq and is a predicted model, not a curated record. Bases 49 to 435 code for a protein of 128 amino acids. The transcript has 2 exons. Gene Ontology annotation, biological process: DNA-templated transcription.
ACUUUGAAUGCUUUUCAACCACAGGCACGGCUGAGCCAUUCAGUCUUCAUGCUUCUAUGCUUGAUAUUGUCACUCGAGGAGAAACACGAACAAUACUUUACAAAGGCAUGUGAACACUUUGAACAUGCGCUUGAGGAAGGAAGCCUGGGCAGUGUCGAAGCUCUAAUGCUUAUGGCAUUAUGCCGCCUGAAUAAAGACCAAAGGAACUUAGCAUGGAUUGCUGUGGGUUGUGCGACACGCAUAGCCCAGACGCUCGGCUUGCAUCUCAAUGAAAACCAUUGGGAGGAAAAGUCGCAGCUGGUCAUCGAAAACCGCAGGCGGCUCUGGUGGUCGCUCUACGAUAUGGAAGUGUGUCUUGCAUUCCGUCUUGGUAGAUGCGUAGCCAUUGACUUGGCAAGCUGCAGCGUGGGCAUGCCGUCUGAGACCGUAGGUUAGAAGCUUCAUCAAAGACCUCCUCACUAAUCUGUGCAAGGUGUUCAAUUAUGUUCCAAACUGUCCCCCAAACUAUCACACGGCUGUCUCGGAGCUCAGCAAGAUCACCGGUCUGAUAGUUCAAGAUCUGUAUGGAUCCAGAUCAGCCAAU